Molecule: messenger RNA, 3591 nt
Organism: Cavenderia fasciculata
Lineage: Eukaryota; Evosea; Eumycetozoa; Acytosteliales; Cavenderiaceae
Exons: 11
Coding region: 1-3591 (1196 amino acids)
Molecular function (GO): protein binding
Source: RefSeq, a predicted model, not a curated record
AUGACAACAACUACUACUACAACAUUUCAAUCUUUAAUCAAAGUAAAAUACAUUAGAGAUUUGAUAUUCAAUCUUAUAAAUGAUAUAUCAAAUCAAUUGUUGUAUCGACCAGAUUCUUUAAAUGAUGCAUCUGAAAGAAAAGGAAUACCAUUAAAAGGAAGAGAUAUCAUCAAGUUACCACGUCUCGAAAUGAUAUCAAUUUAUGCAAUGCCUUGGAACUUUCUACGUCAUUAUCUAGACAUUGACCAAAUAGGAGUUGGAAGAAGAAGAUUAGCGAUUACUCAAUACUGUCAUCACCCAAAUGCAACAUUGGAUACACUUGAACAUCUUGUAGAAUGGUCUACCGGGUUUGAAUUCAAAUGGAACUAUUUGAGCAAUACACAACUCGUUAAAGUUACGAGAAGAAAUAGGUUUAAUCAAGAGAUAUUGGAAUAUCUAGUCAAGAGAUGCCCUGCUGCUGCCGCUGCUGGCAAAAGUACUAGAGGGUUUAUCGAUAAUGCAUUGGAGGUUGCAUUCGAGAAUGGGUAUCUUUCGACUGUCAAGUUAAUACACCACUCUACCAAAGGUGUAAAAUUCAAUGACAAACAUGUGUAUUUGGCUUGCCAAGGAUCACACAUUGAACUUUUAAAGUAUUUACACGAUAAUCGAUUGAUUAAUGGAAAACAGUGUAAAGAUGCAAUGGAUGAAGCAGCAAAGAAUAGUUUAGAUAUUGUAAAGUUUCUCCAUUUUAAUAGAAGUGAAGGUUGUACAAACAAAGCGAUGGAUAAUGCUGCAUGUAAUGGCCAUUUAGAUAUUGUCAAAUUCUUACAUGAAAAUCGUAGUGAAGGAUGCACAACCAAUGCUAUUGAUAAUGCAUCAAUGAAUGGACACUUGGAAAUUGUAAAGUAUCUUCAGGAACACAGAAGUGAAGGUGCAACAACCAGGGCUAUGGAUUUGGCAGCUAAAGGCCACCUUGAAAUUGUAAAGUAUCUUCAGGAACACAGAAGUGAAGGUGCAACAACCAGGGCUAUGGAUUUGGCAGCUAGCUCCGGCCACUUUGAAAUUGUAAAGUAUCUUCACGAGUACCGUAGUGAAGGAUGCACAACCAAUGCUAUUGAUAAUGCAUCAAUGAAUGGACACUUGGAAAUUGUAAAGUACCUUUAUGAGCAACGUACAGAAGGUGCAACAACCAAUGCUAUGGAUUUGGCAGCUAAAGGCCACCUAAAUGUCGUAAAGUACCUUUAUGAAAAUCAAACAACAACAACAACAACCAUCUCUAUGGAAGAUGGUGUCAUUUUGAAUGCAAGUAUCGAAAUGCUAUCGUAUCUUGUUAACACUGUCAAGGCAAAAUGUACACCAGAUGCUUUGAGAGCAGCAUUGAGUUAUGGUAAAUUGGAUAUUUUCUAUUUUCUUCACGAUCAUUUCUCUGAUGAUAGUUGUGUUUGGUCACCGAUCAUUAUGGAUUGGGCCGCUCACUAUGGCCACAUUGAUGUCGUAAAGUACCUCAAUGAGCAUCGCACAGAGGGUGCAACAACCAGGGCUAUGGAUUGGGCAGCUAGCUCCGGCCACUUUGAAAUUGUAAAGUAUCUUCACGAGCAUCGUAGUGAAGGUGCAACAUCCAAUGCAAUGGAUGAAGCAGCAAUGAGGGGCUACAUUGAUAUUGUCAAAUUUUUACACUUUAACCGAACUGAAGGAUGCACGCAAACGGCCAUUGAGAAUGCAUGUAAAUAUGGAAGACUGGAAACAGCAGAAUUUCUAAUCAAUGUUAGAAAAGAGAAAUGCAAUGAAAAAUCACUUAGUAGAUUUCUUUUGUAUAAUCACUAUGAUAUUGUCAAGUUGAUUCUCCCUCUUUUCGUAGACAUUCCCACGGCAAUACAAUCCAUUGAAAUUGCCAUUAAAAGAUUGAAAUAUCAAAAACGGUGGUCAAGAGAGCCAACCACGAAAAAAUCCUCUCAUGAAUCUUAUAGACCUGUUCAAGUCACCAACAAAAAGACAAUAAUAAUAAAACAAAGAAAUAAGAUCAAUGAAUCAAUGUGUGAUAGUAAUAGUAGUACUAUCUCUUCACCACUAUCACCAUCAUCAACAUGUUCAUCAUCAACAACUAUACCAACAAAAGAAGAAGAAGAAGAUAGAAGAAGAUGUUAUUUACAAUUUGGAAAUAUACCAAAUAGAAUAUGUCUAAAGAUUGUCAACCUACUCGAGAAUGAUAUAGAUCUUGUGUGCUUGUUGUUGACAUGCAAACAGUUCUACUAUGGAUUUAGACAACUCUAUGCCAACAGUCUUUACUUUAAAAGUAUAGAUUAUGUACAACAACCAUUGUUUGACGAUAUUGUCUAUGAUUACACUCGAUUCUCAAUGACUGCGUUCUACAUGCGUUCUUUCAAAUCGAUCUUUUACAACUCUCUUGGUGGCCAGUUGGUCUAUACUCGUGACACUACCGAUCCAAUCUACUUGAACCAAAAUCAAAUGAAUCAAUCUGGUGAACAACAAAUCGAGACAGUUGGUAUAUCAAGGUGCAGUAGUAAUAUCACACCAGAAUCAAUACCUCAAUCAACCAAAUAUCUUUAUUUUGAAGAUUCGAGUGCUGUCAACGUUGAUGCUCGUUGGAUCCCAUCUCAAGUAAAGACACUUUGUUUAGAGUCACAACAAAUGUCUAGUGGUGGUGGAGGUGGAGGUAUAGUGUUACCAGACUCACUCAAACGUCUAGUCAUGUGUUUACAAGAUCUACCAAAUGUCAGCCUCCCAAAAUCACUCGCUAAACUGACUCUGACAAAUCGAACCAAUCAAGAUACACCCAUCACUCUCGACUACUGUUUCAAAGAUCUCACCGAAUUGGUUAAACUAACUAUAUUUGGUGUACACUUUAACACUUCGCUUACACCACCCGUCAACUGGCGGUUACCCUCUGCUCUGACAACUCUCAACAUUUCAUUGGACGAUGCCCCACCAUUUGAAUUCCCACCAUCUCUAGUCACGCUCUACCUCACCCUUGAAAAUACGACUGCAUGUACACUCUCACUUGGGUAUCUUUCAAUGCUUAAAACACUCGAUAUUCGCUCCAUACUUUCCAUGCCAGUGUCAGUGUCUGUCUAUCCCCCCAAUCUCGUCUCUUUCAGUCUCCAAGCCACUUCACCAACACCAUUGACACCAUUCCCAUCGACUAUGACCAAACUGGAUACACUCUAUUGUAAUGUGCGUGAUCUAAAUGGACUGGCAUCGUCGUCGUUACCAGAAACACUGACAGAUAUCUCAUUGGUUGAAAUUGGUGAGUGUUUCCGUACUGGUAUAUUACCAUUAUCAACCACCACUCUAUUACUCUCGUUUGAAGAAUAUUUUAGAGUUAUGGAAGGAUCAAUUCCAAACAAUUUCCUCGAUACUAGAGUUACCCAUCACCUCACUCGCACUAAACUUGAUACCGACCGAGACCGACGGCAUACCUCUCCUCUCACUCAAAUCAAAGGGCGUUCCCUUGCCAGACAAUUUGACAAUGGUAGUAUUUUAAUGUUGGAAAAGAAUUCUCUUUUUGGUGGAUUUAUCAAUGGUAAUAGUGAUAAAAGCACUUUCAACAUUUCUAUACUUCUUUGUCCCUUUUAUAUAGAACAACAACAAUAA